AUGGAGUUUGGUCCACUUGAUUCAUCUAUAUUGACAUUGGGGAUUGUACAUCCUUCCUAUAGGGCAUGGGAGGAGGAUCAUUCUGACGUUUUUAAAGGGCGUCAGUGUGUGCGCACAUUAGAAACCAUGUGGUAUGCCCAUCCUAGAAGCAUUCUGUGGAUUCAACGAGCAAGGUUCCAUCCACUGUACCAGAUUCGGUAUAUUCACUUAGACCAUCAUUUAAUUAGUGCAUUGUUGGAGCGUUGGAAGCUUAAGACACACACAUUUCAUUUUCCUUGCGGCGAGGCGACGAUAACGUUGCAAGAUGUCGCAAUCAUCACAGGAUUACCUAUUGAUGGCGACAUUGUUACGGGCACGAUGCAGCAAGACUGGGAGAUGUUGUGUCAAAGCCUACUCGGACGCAACCCCCCCACUGGCCGAAGCGGACGAAACGGCACGUCCUUGUCUAUGACAUGGAUGGACGAGAACAUAAUGGAGUGGCACUUGCCGGAUCGUGUAAUGCGGCAGUUCGGGUUGAGGCAGCAGAUCCCUCGUCCAACUCAGACAGGUUACGACCUCGACAACCAUCAUUCAGAUCUACACGACUGUGACCAACGCGGUAGUCAUCAAUCAACUUUCGCACUAAGUACGAGCGUACCCUCCAUAUGUGGCAACACAGACUGGACAAUGCCAUCUACAUACUUAGGGAGCUUCCACUCCCUAGGCAUACACCUCCAUUGGUGGAAGAUGGAUAUAAUGACUGGUACCGAUCCAUCACGAUUCACUGCGUGA
Molecule: messenger RNA, 771 nt
Organism: Malania oleifera
Lineage: Eukaryota; Viridiplantae; Streptophyta; Magnoliopsida; Santalales; Ximeniaceae
Product: serine/threonine-protein phosphatase 7 long form homolog
Exons: 2
Coding region: 1-771 (256 amino acids)
Biological process (GO): meristem maintenance; meristem development
Source: RefSeq, a predicted model, not a curated record